AUGAUGUGUGCGUAUCUUAAAAUAGUUCGUAAUAGUCGUUCCUCUCCAUGCUCCCAAGCCCAAGUGCUUAUUGAUCAUCAAUAUAUCUCUCCUCUUUUUCAUGCAGAUGUAUUUCGAAAAUUCAUAGACAGUGAGACGGGCAACUUUAGGUCAGUGUUGGCUAAUGAUGUGAAGGGAUUGUUGAGUCUGUAUGAAGCUUCUUUUCUAGGAUUCAAAGGCGAAGUUGUCAUGGACAAGGCUCUGGCGUUUUCCACUGCACAUUUGAAGGAGAAGAAGAAGAUAAUAUCAUCCCCAGGUUUAGCUGUAAAAGUGGAGCAUGCCUUGGACAUGCCGAUCCAUUGGAGGCCAAACAGACUAGAGGCGCGAUGGUUCAUGGAAGUGUAUGAGGAACAGCCAGACAUGAACCCCAAUCUGCUUAAGUUGGCCAAACUUGAUUACAACAUUGUUCAGUUGAUCCACCGAGAGGAAUUCGGCCGCCUCGUGAGGUGGUGGACUGAAUUGGGAUUGGGCAAUAUGACCUUCUUCAGGGAUAACCUCGUCGAACAUUGCUUCUGGACAUCUCUCGUGAUUUUCGACCCAAAAUACAGUGACCUGAGAGAAAUGACAACAAAAGUCGUUGCUAUGAUAACACUUAUAGAUGAUGUCUACGACUUGUUGGGUACUCUGGAGGAGCUCGAGCUCUUAACUCAUCUCAUCAAUCAGUUAGUCGUCCAUCUUACCAUACCUCAAACUUUUCAGCUCUGA
Molecule: messenger RNA, 744 nt
Organism: Punica granatum (pomegranate)
Lineage: Eukaryota; Viridiplantae; Streptophyta; Magnoliopsida; Myrtales; Lythraceae
Source: RefSeq, a predicted model, not a curated record